This is a messenger RNA of Felis catus (domestic cat), 3785 nucleotides long. It is a transcript of the gene CNGB3, whose product is annotated as cyclic nucleotide gated channel subunit beta 3. The transcript is spliced from 18 exons. NCBI's taxonomy places the organism in Eukaryota, Metazoa, Chordata, Mammalia, Carnivora, Felidae. Gene Ontology annotation, molecular function: protein-containing complex binding; cGMP binding; intracellularly cAMP-activated cation channel activity. The coding region runs from base 1308 to 3728 and encodes 806 amino acids. Gene Ontology annotation, biological process: monoatomic cation transmembrane transport. The record is from RefSeq and is a predicted model, not a curated record. Gene Ontology annotation, cellular component: photoreceptor outer segment; plasma membrane; intracellular cyclic nucleotide activated cation channel complex.
UUUUGGGGAUAAAAUAAGUGUCCUCCUUCAAAAAAUUUAACUUUAUUGGUUAAAUGAUGAAUCAGGGAAAAAAAUCCAUGCUGUGGUAAAAUACAUAUUUUUUAUAAUUUAUGAAAUUAAUAAUCCAACAGAAUUCUCUAGGCUUCUAAAGCUAGGAAUCACUUAUAUUGCUUUUAUGAUAUUCCAAAGAUUUGUAACAAAAUUGUAAACUUGUAAUAAGUUUUGGAACCAGUUGUUUCAGAGCAAUGAAAUACAUAUCCUCUAAACUGGUAUUUAUCAAGUAUACUCUCUCUGUGUUACAGUCUGAAUUAUAUUUUCUCAAAAAUUCAUGUUGAAGUCCUAAUCCCCAGGACCUCAGAAUGUGACUGUAUUUGAGUUAGGGUCUUUAAACAGGUAAUUAAGUUAUAAUGAGAUUACUUGAGUGGGCCUUAAUCCAAUGACUGGCAUCCUUGAAGAGGGAAUUGGGAAUCAAACAUGAACAGAGUGAAAACAAUAUGAAGACACAGGGAAAAGAUAGUUAUCCAAAUGCCAAAGAGAGAGACCUAGAAUACUUCCCUCCCUUUUAGCCCCCAGAAGAAACCAACCUCACUGACACUUUGACCUAGGAUAUCUAGCUUCCAAAACUGUGAUAAAUAUGUUUCUGAAAAACAAAUAAUAAAAUAAAUAAAUAAACUUCUGUUGCUUAAGUCACCCAGUCUGUGGUACUGGCUGUGGUAGCCCUAGCAAACUAACAUACUCUUUGCUUAAUUCUAAUAUAAUCAUCGUUAUGAAUCUGAGAACAUUUAGGCUAUUGGGAAUGCAAAGCAAUAUGUCUCGUUUUCCACUAUAGUUUCUAAGGGUUCCACUAAUCUGAUCAAUUAAUAAAAUACUCAUAAAAAAAAAGACACCCGAAGAACAGAAAAAGGAAAAAGUAGUUAUCUCAUGGUGUAGAACUAGAGAUGGAGGAAUGAUCUGUUGUUUUUAUUAUAAGCCCUUAUGCACAUAUUAUUUUUUAAUAAUGUUUAUGUUACUUUGAUUAAAUUAGAUGGAUGAAGAUAGGUAGGUGGGUAAUUAGAAAAGGAAAAUAAACAAAACAAUGGGCAAUGUGAUCACAUCUGAACAAUUCAAAUCAACAAUGAAAUUUUGUUUACUUCUCCACCUGUAAACUAUUCUCAAGGGCAUUUUGGCUCUUUGAAGUUCAUAAACAGAAUUCAGAUCACCCAAGCAGAAAUAAUUUGCUGCUUUUAAGCCCUUACUAGCUACAGAGUUGCCUCUAGGAAUUAGCCAGAACAAAAUCCCGAUUAAACAACUAAUUGGCUUGUCUACUAAUGAAAGGAAAAACAAAGUGCAUUUCUCUACCUCAAGACAGAGUCAUAAAAACAGAAGCUUUCAGAACCAUCUCAGAGAAGAUGUUUAAAUCUCUGAUGAUAAAAUCCAACAAGGUGAAGCCUAAAGAGGAGAACAAUGAGAGUAAACAAGGUCCUGAUCCAAGCAAUCAGCCUCAACAAUCCACAAGACAGGGACAAAACAAAAAUGAAAAGAAAUCUCUCCAAACCAAGAUGACUCCAGUCACAUUUGAAGAGUCACACACCAAAAUACAAGAUAAAAUCUCUGAGAAAAAUUCACUCAAAGAUCUGACCACAACCCCUGACCAUCAAAAUCCAACAGAAUCAAAGGGAACGAUGCCAGAGCAGAAGGAAAUGGAAACUGGGAAAGAAGGUCUAGUCAGCAAACCACAUGAAGCCCCUGUUAUAAAUGAGUAUGCUGAUGCCCAGCUACACAACUUGGUGAGAAGGAUGCGUCAAAGAACAAUCCUCUACAAGAAAAAGUUGGCAGAAGGAGAUAUAUCCUCACCUGAAGCCAGCCCCCAAACUGCAAAGCCCACAGCUGUACCAUCAACACAAGAAAGCAGUGCUAAGCUAAAAGAAGAACAUUACUAUCACAUAUUGUGUUUUAAAUUCCAGAAGAUGCCUCUGACAGAGUAUCUAAAGCAAAUUAGACUUCCAAGAAGCAUAGAUUCAUACACAGAUCGACUCUAUCUCCUGUGGCUCUUGCUUGUCACCAUUGCCUAUAACUGGAACUGCUGGCUUAUACCACUGCGCCUUGUCUUUCCAUAUCAAACACCAGACAACACACGCUACUGGUUUAUUACAGACAUCAUAUGUGAUAUCAUCUACCUUUGUGAUAUGCUAUUAAUCCAGCCCAGACUCCAGUUUAUAAAAGGAGGAAACAUAAUAGUGGAUUCAAAUGAGUUAAAGACACACUACAGGAGUUCUACAAAAUUUCAGCUGGAUGUUGCAUCAAUAAUGCCAUUUGAUGUUUUCUACGUCUUCUUUGGGUUUAAUCCAAUAUUUAGGGCAAAUAGGAUAUUAAAGUACACUUCAUUUUUCGAGUUUAAUCAUCACCUAGAGUCUAUAAUGGACAAGGCAUAUAUCUACAGAGUCAUUCGAACAACUGGAUACUUGCUGUUUACUCUGCACAUUAAUGCCUGUAUUUAUUACUGGGCGUCAGACUAUGAAGGAAUUGGAACUACUAAAUGGGUGUAUGAUGGUGAAGGAAACAAGUACCUGAGAUGCUAUUACUGGGCCGUUCGAACUUUAAUUACUAUUGGGGGCCUUCCAGAACCACAAACAUCAUUUGAAAUUGUUUUUCAACUGGUGAAUUUUUUUUCUGGAGUUUUUGUGUUCUCCAGCUUAAUUGGUCAGAUGCAAGAUGUAAUUGGAGCAGCUACAGCCAAUCAGAGCAACUUCCGAAACAGCAUGGAUCAUACCAUUUCCUACAUGAAUACUUAUUCCAUUCCUAAGGGUGUGCAGAAGCGGGUUCGGACUUGGUAUGAAUAUACAUGGGAUUCUCAAAGAAUGCUAGAUGAGUCAGAUCUGAUCAGUACACUGCCUGUCACCAUGCAGUUAGCCCUCACCGUGGAUAUGAACCUCAGCAUCAUCAGCAAAGUCGACUUGUUCAAGGGUUGUGAUACACAAAUGAUAUAUGACAUGUUGCUAAGAUUGAAAUCCACUGUUUAUUUACCUGGUGACUUUGUCUGCAAAAAGGGAGAAAUUGGCAAGGAAAUGUAUAUCAUCAAGCAAGGAGAAGUCCAAGUUCUUGGAGGCUCUGAUGGUGCUCAAGUUCUGGUUACUCUGAAAGCUGGAGCAGUGUUUGGAGAAAUCAGCCUCCUAGCAGCAAGAGGAGGAAACCGUCGAACUGCCAAUGUGAUAGCCCAUGGGUUUGCCAAUCUUUUAACUCUGGACAAAAAGACCCUCCAAGAAAUUCUAGUGCAUUAUCCAGAUUCUGAAAAGCUCCUCAUGAAGAAAGCCAGUGUGCUUCUAAAGAAGAAGGCUCCAGGCACAGAGGAAUCCCCUCCAAGAAAAGGACUUGCUUUUCUCUUCCAACCAAAACAAAAGACACCCAAAAUGUUUAAAGCUCUCCUGGGAGGCACAGGAAAAGCAGGUCUUACAAGACUACUCAAAAUGAAGAAGGAACAAACCAUCCAGGAAAAAAGUGAAAACUCCAAAGAAGGAGAGCGUAAAGGAAGAGAAUAUGAAGAUAAAGGAAGAGAACCAGUAGAGAAAACACAGGACAGCUCCAAAUGUAGAGCAAAUUCUGUUACAGCAGAGGAAAUGCCCCAGUCAAUUAGAAGGGCAGCUUUACCCAGAGGAACUACUCGUCAAUCACUCAUCAUCAGUAUGGCUCCUUCUACAGAGGCUGGGGAAGAAGUUCUGAUGAUUGAAGUUAAAGAAAAGGCUAAACAAUAAGUGUUUGAUUAUCUUUAGAUGUAAUCUAGUUAAUUCCCAAAGAGAUUGUACCCAGGA